Coregonus sp. 'balchen' is the source of this 17450-nucleotide messenger RNA. The record is from the annotation of a GenBank genome assembly. NCBI's taxonomy places the organism in Eukaryota, Metazoa, Chordata, Actinopteri, Salmoniformes, Salmonidae.
CUUCCCAAUUUGGCUGGGUCUCAUCAGACUUGGCUGGAAGGAAAAUCUUGGUCCUCUUCCUCCGAUAGAUAUAUAGCAAGGCCAGGUAGUGUGUGGUGUGGUCCCACAGGGAGAGGAGAGGGGAAACAUGACAGCCUUGGCGCUGCUCUGUCUGCUGUCAGUGCUGCCAGGCUCCACAGCAACACUAAUGAGAUCUCCAUUGGAGGAGGUAAGUGGAAAACACAGGGAUGUGGUUGGUGAUUCUUCUGUUUGUGACAUCUGCAAAGUACAUUGACCUCCUCAACUUGCGCUGUUUAUUGUCCUGCGGAAAUCUCUACCUACAGAGAGACAGAUCACAGGUUUCACAGGAUCUCAGUUGUAUGAGACACUUUUAAAAAAACCUUAGUGACAUUUUUCAGGGGUUCUCUAGAGAUAUUAUUCUUGUUCAGUUGAUUGUGCUCGCCAUGGACAUAGGCCAACUGUAAUCUGUCAUACUGUAUACAAACCAGGAAUGGAUCAGUGAAUCUAAUCUGCAUGUUGCUGAAGGCUCACAAAAGACCCCAACAUUUAAUUUGUAUCCCCUCCCCAGCUAUUUCUGCACUCCCUGGAACAAAAGGACAUGGUGUUUUAUUUUGGUACUGCCUCUGCUUCCUCAGGUAUGACUGAAUAAUGACACAGUUUCCAUACAGUUAGUGAGCUACUGAACCAUUAUGGUGGAUACAAUAAUUCACAUACAGUAUUGUAACCUUUCUCACCCCAGUGCCUGAGUUUCAGCUCAUCUGGACAGACUGUGCCUCCACGGAGCUCCACACUGGCCCCUGGCGAUGCUCCUUCGAGGCCCAAGGGAAGCGCUUUGUGUUGGGGCCCGGGGAGAGGAAGCAGUCCCUCUUCUGUCAGUCCACAUUAGAGACAGCUCGGAACACCACUCUCAACGUCAUAAGGAAAAGUCAUGCCAUGUGUUGUCAGCAGGCCAAAGUUCUACAUCCUCCUUCAACUAAAGGAUUUCUCACCAUCUGUGCCAGGAAAAUGGUAAGUUGUUUCCAAGUUAAGACAUAAACAAUUCUACAGUUUACUUAUUUAUUUCAGCUGUUAUUCUGUCUUUAACAUCCAUCAUUCUCUUAAAUGGAUUUGGAUUGCAAAUGUUUUUCUAUUUCCAACAGCAAGGCCUGGUUGUUGCAGGUAAAGAGAAGGAGAGACUAUACAUUCAGUCAGUGCUUCAGAAACACAUUCAUCUGACUGAAGCCAGAAACUGUUCCAGUCCAGGAACACCUCAUCUGGUGUUCCACCAGCCAUUUACUGCCGGAGGCCCCCCCAGACACUCUCCCAGUCAGUGUUCAAACAUUAUAGCAUUGUAUUUAAUGUUUCAUACUUCAUCCUCACACAUUCUAUCAGCAUACUGCUCUUUUUGUCUUCAUCCUGACAGUGAAGAGGCUGCGUCGCCGACGGUCAACCAUAAUGCCUGAGAUGACCCACCUGGAGCUGCUAGUGGUGGUGGCGCCUGAUGUGCAGCUGGUCCACAGGCAGGACACAGAGAGAUACAUCCUCACCAACCUCAACAUUGUGAGUUUGUCUGUCUGUCUGCCUGUUUGCCUGUUUGCCUGCCUGCCUGUCUUUGUCUGUCUGUAUCUGUUUGCGUGAGGUAUCUGAAUGAUUAUUGAAAGUGGUUAUUCUGUGUUGCUCUUAUGGUGUGUCCUGUUAUCUUCCCACAGGCCUCAGAGCUGCUGAGGGACAUGACACUGGGAGCCAACAUGAGAGUGCAUCUGGUCCGCAUGAUCAUCCUCUCAGAACCAGAGGUCAGUGUCUGACAAUGUCUGUCCACCCCACACCACACCACACACACCUGGGUGGGCCAGUCUGCCAUUGAGGCCUGGCUGAGGAGCCAGAAGAAAACUUUCCUCUCUGUUUGCUAUGUUCUCGCUUUCAGCCAGAGAUUAACAUCUCCACCAACAUCUCCUUGUCUCUGAGGAGUGUGUGUGAGUGGGCCAGAAGGGUCAUCCCCUCUAAUGACACGGACCCCCUGCAUGCUGAUCUUGUGUUAUACAUCACAAGGUAGGUCAUUGUACUUUAUCCUGUGCUAUUUUUUCAAGUGGAAUGGUACUCUGUCUAAAGAUAUAAGAUGUGUAUCAUUGUAAGUCUUGCGGUUUUACUUUACUGUAAUGUGUUUGUCCUCAACCAGAUUCGAUCUGGAGCUGCCCAAUGGGAACAAGCAGGUGAGGGGUGUGGCCCAGCUGGGCGGGGCAUGUUCUAGCCAAUGGAGUUGUGUGAUCACAGAGGACACAGGCUUUGAUCUGGGCAUCACCAUCGCUCAUGAGAUAGGCCACAGGUAAUUUGAAAAGGAAAAGGUGCAACGCUCACUCACAAUUAAAAACAGAUUAUUUUAUUUAAGCAACUAUUAAAAGCUUAGGCCACAGGUAAGACAUAGUGGCAUGAGAUAGGCCACAGUUAAGACAUAGUGGCGUGAGAUAGGCCACAGGUAAGACAUAGUGGCAUGAGAUAGGCCACAGGUAAGACAUAGUGGCAUGAGAUAGGCCACAGGUAAGACAUAGUGGCAUGAGAUAGGCCACAGUUAAGACAUAGUGGCAUGAGAUAGGCCACAGGUAAGACAUAGUGGCAUGAGAUAGGCCACAGGUAAGACAUAGUGGCAUGAGAUAGGCCACAGGUAAGACAUAGUGGCAUGAGAUAGACCACAGGUAAGACAUAGUGGCAUGAGAUAGGCCACAGGUAAGACAUAGUGGCAUGAGAUAGGCCACAGGUAAGACAUAGUGGCAUGAGAUAGACCACAGGUAAGACAUAGUGGCAUGAGAUAGGCCACAGGUAAGACAUAGUGGCAUGAGAUAGGCCACAGGUAAGACAUAGUGGCAUGAGAUUGGCCACAGGUAAGACAUAGUGGCAUGAGAUUGGCCACAGGUAAGACAUAGUGGCAUGAGAUAGGCCACAGGUAAGACAUAGUGGCAUGAGAUAGGCCACAGGUAAGACAUAGUGGCAUGAGAUAGACCACAGGUAAGACAUAGUGGCAUGAGAUAGGCCACAGGUAAGACAUAGUGGCAUGAGAUUGGCCACAGGUAAGACAUAGUGGCAUGAGAUUGGCCACAGGUAAGACAUAGUGGCAUGAGAUAGGCCACAGGUAAGACAUAGUGGCAUGAGAUAGGCCACAGGUAAGACAUAGUGGCAUGAGAUAGGCCACAGGUAAGACAUAAUGGCAUGAGAUAGGCCACAGGUAAGACAUAGUGGCAUGAGAUAGGCCACAGGUAAGACAUAGUGGCAUGAGAUAGGCCACAGGUAAGACAUAGUGGCAUGAGAUAGGCCACAGGUAAGACAUAAUGGCAUGAGAUAGGCCACAGGUAAGACAUAGUGGCAUGAGAUAGGCCACAGGUAAGACAUAGUGGCAUGAGAUAGGCCACAGGUAAGACAUAGUGGCAUGAGAUAGACCACAGGUAAGACAUAGUGGCAUGAGAUAGGCCACAGGUAAGACAUAGUGGCAUGAGAUAGACCACAGGUAAGACAUAGUGGCAUGAGAUAGGCCACAGGUAAGACAUAGUGGCAUGAGAUAGGCCACAGGUAAGACAUAGUGGCAUGAGAUAGACCACAGGUAAGACAUAGUGGCAUGAGAUAGGCCACAGGUAAGACAUAGUGGCAUGAGAUAGGCCACAGGUAAGACAUAGUGGCAUGAGAUAGGCCACAGGUAAGACAUAGUGGCAUGAGAUAGGCCACAGGUAAGACAUAGUGGCAUGAGAUAGGCCACAGGUAAGACAUAGUGGCAUGAGAUAGGCCACAGGUAAGACAUAGUGGCAUGAGAUAGGCCACAGGUAAGACAUAGUGGCAUGAGAUAGGCCACAGGUAAGACAUAGUGGCAUGAGAUAGGCCACAGGUAAGACAUAGUGGCAUGAGAUAGGCCACAGGUAAGACAUAGUGGCAUGAGAUAGGCCACAGGUAAGACAUAGUGGCAUGAGAUAGGCCACAGGUAAGACAUAGUGGCAUGAGAUAGACCACAGGUAAGACAUAGUGGCAUGAGAUAGGCCACAGGUAAGACAUAGUGGCAUGAGAUAGACCACAGGUAAGACAUAGUGGCAUGAGAUAGGCCACAGGUAAGACAUAGUGGCAUGAGAUAGGCCACAGGUAACACAUAAUGGCAUGAGAUAGGCCACAGGUAACACAUAAUGGCAUGAGAUAGGCCACAGGUAAGACGUAGUAAUAAAGUAGUGCCAUAGUCAAUAGCAUGGGAUGAGCUACAGUUAGUAAUCUUCGCUUCUUUCCCCCCAGCUUUGGUAUAAACCAUGAUGGGAUCGGUAACACAUGCAGCAGCAGUGGCUUUAUGAUGGCCUCUGAUGGAGGCUACAACAGUGUGGAUCUCACCUGGUCCCAGUGCAGCAGACAGCAGCUGUACACAUUCUUCAGGUAAGCAUGCCAGCUGUUACUCACAUGGACUCUUAAUAUGAACUGUUCAUCAUAAGUAGAGUACUCUGCAGAAAUGUAAUAAUGGUCAGUGGUACUGUAUACAACACAUUGAGUAUUGUAUAUUCUGGUGAUGAGAGUAAGAUACGUGUUUGUAAUGCUAUUCUAGUGAAGGCAAGGCUGACUGUGUGAAAGACUUGCCUGUCCUGGUUGGCUCUCUGCAAGACUGGAAACCAGGCCUUUACUAUGGAGUGGACGACCAGUGCCGGAUAGCGUUUGGUAGCACCGCCAGGGCCUGCUCCUUCACCAACACUGACCUGGUAAGGGACACAUUAUGACAUUAAUGGCAGCCACUUCUGUGAUUAUACUAUCAUUGGUUAUACUGUAGUAAUAAGACUGGUUAUAGAGUAUGUUGAUAGUAUCUAUAGCUCUGUCUGGGUAAGGCUUUCCCAGUGUUAAUUCUCUCCUCCUGUCAGCCUGUGUGCCGUGUUCUCUCCUGCCACAUCAAACCUGAUGACAACAGCUCAUGUAAACGCCUGCUGGUGCCUCUGUUGGAUGGGACAGAGUGUGCACCCAACCAGGUACAGCCUUUUUUUAUCACUAGUCACAUUCAAUCACUAUGGCUAUGUUUGGUCCAGUCAAUGAGCCAAAUGUUACAAUGACGAAAAUAUGACUGUUGCUCAAAGUAUGCAAAAUCUGUGUUGUGAAAUGAAAGCAGCCCUGACCUCUAACUCUGCAUGUCCUCUAGUGGUGCCUGAAGGGCCGCUGUGUGUCCCCAGACCAGCUCAGCUCCUCUUCCUCUGUGGUGGUGCACGGCUCCUGGUCCAGCUGGUCCCAGUUCUCCCCCUGCUCACGGACAUGUGGUGGGGGCGUCACUUCCCGGACCAGGCAAUGCAACAACCCACGGUAACAACAAACAACAAACGUCUUUGUUAGUCAGUUCCAAUUACAACACUAAUUCUCAUGACUCCUCCCAAGGUCAAGUGGUACAUUUCUGGCAAAUGAGAUUAGCCAAACAGUUUAUUAUUCUUGAUGGAUGUCUUCAUGAUUUUAAUUUUUUUAAUGUUUUCAUUUCCAGACCUGCAUUUGGUGGGAAUGAUUGCAAGGGCAGGGAUACGGAGGCUGAACUUUGUCACCAGCAGGUAAAACUCCACAGGUCAUCUUUAUGUUUACAGUGGGCCUCCGUAGGUCAUUUUUACAAGGUACAUUGUUGCACCAUUUAUUCUGUUUCUGUGAGUACUGUAAGUGUAUGUAUGCAAACACAUGGAGCGAUUUCAGUGCCAAGAGAAAUUGUAUUUGAAUUCCAUACUUUGUUAGGAUAUUGAAUUUGAAUACAAUAUUUUUUAUUUGUAAUGCACAAAUUGAAUCAUUGAAUUCAUAAAUUGAACUUGUAUUUCAUGAUUUGAAAAUUAAUUGAAUGAAUAUUGCAUACAGUUUUAAAAUUCAAUUUCUAUUUAACUGAAUAUUCAAAUUCAACAUUUACAUAUUCAGUUUCAAUAUGGUAGAUAUUGCAUUAAUUUUCUGUGUAUCAAGUUUACAAACUAACAUUCAGAUUCAGUUUUAAAAUUCAGUUCUCUAAAUUCAGAUUCAAAACUAGAGACAACAUCCUGGUCCUUUGCCAGCCAGGAAAGGUAGUGGCAGCACAGAAAUAACCAAAUGCUCUCUGUGGUAAACAAAAGCUUCUAGCAGUUUCUGUGUAUCAAGUUUACAAACUAACAUUCAGAUUCAGUUUUAAAAUUCAGUUCUCUAAAUUCAGAUUCAAAACUAGAGACAACAUCCUGGUACUUUGCCAGCCAGGAAAGGUAGAGGAGCACAGAAAUAACCAAACGCUCUCUGUGGUAAACAAAAGCUUCUGGCAGUUUCUGAAGCCAAUGUGGCAUGUUGAAUUUAUUUUCUUCCUAUGAAUUUGACUCUAGCGUUUAACCUUUUUGGCUAUAAGCGAUUAUGACCCCAUUCCUGAAAGCUUAGACUCUCUGGAACAUGGGUAACUUGUCUGAGACCUGAAAAGUUGCAUUGUCUGGAGCACAGGAGACCUGGGUUAGAACCCCAUCAGUCAAACUAACACACCUUCAGGUCUUAGACAAGGUUGCAUAUCAUAUUCAUGGAUCACCAAACUACCUCUGUUGCACUCUCCUUAAAUGGGGUGAACAGAUCUGUCUGCUUCUGUUUGCCACAGAAAGUGUUGUUGUUGGGCAGUAGGCCUGAUUUCGAACCUAGUUAGUUAUAUUGGUGCCGUGAUCUCUGAGUAUGAGUCAAAAGUGUUGUGAAAUGUAACCAAGGUGGUUAGAUGAACCAUGCUCUUUUGAUGAGUAACCUUGCUGGAGACUUGAGUUAGCUUCCUGAACUCGUCCCUAUGGGCUUUAGCUAAGUGGGCUAACACAGUCUUGUGACAUGCAGGAGACCUGGUUUGAACCCAGUCAGAGCAAGAUUAAAUAAGGAGUGGAAAGGCUAUCCUUAGAAGGGCAAUGACAGGGCUAUUCAACUAUAUUCUUAUCGGGGCCAAACUGCGGUUUUUGUGACACUCCCUUUCAAUGUUCCCUCUCAUUUUGGGGGGCACUGAGCAAAUUUCAGGUCUGCAAAUUUGAACAUUGUGAAAAUUCUGUGCAACUUCCAGCGCGCGUUUACUGUGAACACUGAGGCGGUACCCACUUUAAGUUACAGUUUUAACAGUGGUCAAGUAGGCUACUGUGGCUAUCUGAUCAUAAUGUGGGCCUACCAGAGUGGCCUACAAUAGAAUAAAAUCCAUCUCAUAACAUUUUAACAUGGAAAUAGCUGUUCUAUCAGUCAGCCUACAGUAGCAGCCAAUGUGUGGUGUUCAAUGUAGGCCUACAUUCCAUGAGACUUUUGAAAAAAACCUGCAGGGCUUGACAUUAACCUGUUUAUCCACUUGUCAUUCAGACAAGGAGGUGACUGAAAAUGUUGUUGUGUUUUUUGAUGCAAGAAACCACUUUACAAAAUAAAAUGCAUUAUUAUUCCCAUACCAUUAUUACAGAGAAUCAGACAAAUUAUGCUACCCUCUGCCUAUUGGCUACUUAGCUUAUUCAAGCCUGUUUCAAAAAACAACGCUGCCCCUUUAAGAUCAAAAAUAGCUCUUUACCUGACUCGAAUUUCAAAGAUGUCUAGAAAUGUACAUGUUUUGUGCUCUUGUAGGAAGUAAUCACUCCCCUAUUGCUGACUACAAAUUAUCUAUAACUGAGCUAAUAACUCACUAACUAGCAAAGGAUAUGAACAAAAUGUGUACACGUGGCUACAUGCAGCUCUCGCUUUAAUCUCAAAACAAGUGCAUCUACUCACGACCGCUCAUGCUGUAAACACAGUCCAGUUCAAGGUAAAUGGCAAAGAUUCAUAUAUGACAAUGGUCUAUUUGCAUAUAGGCCUACUGCAACUCUGAUUGGUUAGCCGCACAGUUCUGUGUAGAGUACGGGCUGAAUCCUACUCCGAUGCGUUCUGCCUACAACAAAAUCUCUUGCAUAGUUCAUUUUGUUUCGGUAUGUUGCAUUGGAAGUGGCUAAUAUUGCGUUGAUUUGAUCAGAAUUGGCACAGUAAAGGGAAAGUGUUAACAGGGAAAACUCUAGAACAGUGGUCACCAACCUUUUCUGAGUCAAGAUCAAUUUCUGAGUCAAAAUGCAAGCCAAGAUCUACAGUUCAUUAUUAUUUUUUAAACAUGACUUAAAACACAUAAGCCUAUGCAUCAUUAACCAAUUAAGUACAGUAUUGUAGCAAUUAAGUUUGUGCAGUAAGCUAGAGGCCCAAUACAUUAUCACUGCAUAUUGGCUUUGCUUGAAUUACCCUGCUAAUGCGUUGUUGUUCGGGCCAUUUUUUUGAGGUAGUCUAUAUGAUCACACCGGUAAUAGAUCUGUGGUUGUAUUACUUGUGAGGCACAGCUGAGUGAGCAUACAUUUAAAUCAUUAGCUUUUUAUUUUUAUUUCACUGGGCUGAUGGUGCCUGCAUCUGAUGAUCAGUCUCAGCGGAAGGAGAGAGCAGCAGACUGAGGGUCCGCCUCUCAACAUCCCUCUGCUCUCCCGCUGACCAAAAAUGUCUUCCAGUUGAUGGCAAAACUCGAUUCGCACCAAAUUAUUUCUGCCUCAUGCACAAAUUCAUGUCGUUACUCCUGUGAACAGAGAAUGUGAAAUAUUCCUUGAUAUUAAAAAAGACGCAAGCCGCUAAACAUAACAACAACGCAAGCCUAUCGAUACACUUUCCUACUCAUUUAUUACUGCUGCAGUGCUUGUUGUAGUGUUGAGUGGAAAUAGGAAGAACGCGCAUUUUAUGGCUUAUAAAAGUGCUCAAUACAACAUUUUGACAGUGCUGAGUAAAAACUUAAACAUGAACUCACUCAUAAAAACAGCAGCUCUUUGCUGUAUUUGUUGACAAUCUCUCUCUAGUCAUGGUUUUAAACAUUUUAAAAUCUCACAGUAUCAACUUUGCUGUAGCUUUCUUUUAUGCCUGCUAUGUUACUGCAGACACAGUAAUCUGAGCCAUCUGAUUGGCCAGCGGUAAGCCUAUAGUGCACUUGAUUUGCUUUCCAGGCCCGCUGGGAAGGCAAAGUUUGUACCUUCAGACACAAAAUGGCAACAGUUCGACCUACCCGGCACGCAGGGCAGCUGAAUCGGGUGCACCUACCGCCAACAGCCCGUGACAAAUAAAAAUAAAUAGGAACACAAGGCUUUAUCGUUGGGUUUUUUACAGAAAUGUUUGGAAUGCUAGGAAUGCCUUGGAUAUUGACCAGUCGAUUGCGAUUGACAGGUUGGUGACCACUGCUCUAGAAAGUUGAGUGAAAUUCAAUCUCGUGCUUCUCUCAGUGGCUGAUAUUUAUUCUGCGCGGGAGUCCCGGGGGCAACUGCGCGCCCGCGCAUGCGUGCAGUUUAGAGGGAACAUUGCUCCCUUCUAAAAUGUCCUGUUCGUCAUUUCAAAAGAAACAUUGUUUCAACCAGUGUGUGCCCAGUGGGAAGGCAUGUUCAUGUUCCAGAGAGUCUAAGCUUUCAGCAAUGGGGUGUAAGCAUAAUAGCUUAUAGCCAAAACGGUUCAAACGCUAGUGACAAAUUCAUAGGAAGACAAUAAAUUCAACAUUAAAAAAAAAACUGUGUUUUAGUCAUUUAGCAGACGCUCUUAUCCAGAGCGACUUACAUUAUUUUUUUAAUACUGGCCCCCCGUGGGAAUCAAACCCACAACCCUGGCGUUGCAAGCGCCAUGCUCUACCAACUUAGCUACACAGGGCCCAUAUUGGCUUCAGAAACAAGAGGCUUCUGUUUACCACAGAGAGCGUUUGAUUAUAUAUUUUCUCCUCUACAUUUGCUGGCUUGCAAAGUAUCAGGGGGUUGUCUCGGGUUUUGAAUCUGAAUUUUAAAAAUCUAUAUCCAAAAUUAUGGAAUUCAAAUACAAUUCCUGAAAUUGCUCCAUACACAUGCUUUGGAGUGGAAUGAGGGGAGUUGAAUUGGAAAGAGUAAAGUGGCUUCCCUUCAAAAGAUUGUUAUGAUCGAAAGUUCAAUUGGUCGUCAAAAGGAUGUUAACUGAAUCAAAGGGUGUGAACUCAACAAGCAAUGUUCCGCAUUCCUCCCCGCACACUAUGCUGUCUGAGUAGCAGUGUGAAAGGACCCAGCUGGCCUUCAUGGCAGAGCAGUGCUCCCAGACAGAUCUCCAGCCCCUGUACUUGUCCCCCAACACGGCCUCCCUCUACACCUGGAUCCCCGCUGUCGGCUUUGUCACAGGUGGGCCAAGACACCUCUCCAAUGGGGAAUGGUGGGGUCACUGGGGUGGAGGGCAAUAAACAAAGGGCAAACUACUACAGUACUGACUUUUUACAUUCUCCCUCCACUGUAUCCCUCUGAUUGUCCCCUAUGACCAGGGGAUGAACAGUGCAGGUACAUGUGCCAGUGUAAGGGAGAGAACUUCAUUGUGAGCCGUGGGUCUCAGUUUGUGGAUGGGACUCGGUGUGAAUCAGACAGUCCAGCUCCCCUGGGUGCCACGACAGCUUGUCUAGGAGGGACGUGCCAGGUAAAGGCCUGCUUCGGUUUCUCCACCUUAGAGAGUUCUAGAGACACGUUGACAGAUUAUUAGACCUGACUGUUAUAUCUAACCUAGCUGUAGAAGAACGCACAUCUGCACAGUUUCACAUUGUACAUCACUUUGUCCUUUAAUGAUAUGUGCCACUCAUUCUGACAACCCAUUCAUCCGUAAAGCAGCACACUGUCGUAAACCAUAACAACGUACAGUACGACGUACCAUACAUAACACUGACAUGUCCUCAUAAACUAAUGGGCAAUAAUUUCUGUCUGUCUUCCACCAGCUGUUUGGCUGUGAUGGAGUGUUGAAGUCUGGGAAGGUGGAGGAUGUGUGUGGGGUGUGUGGAGGGGAUGGCUCCUCUUGCAGUCUCACCUCUCAGUCUUACAGUGGUGGUCGGGCCAGAGGUAACGACUCAAAUAUCCCCAUUCUUCAGUCUGGAGAGUGAUAAUUUCUACCUCCAUCUCAUUCCAGUAAUGAAAUUAGAUUUUCCCUGCUUAAUUGAUUCUCAGAGUACGUCACAUUUCUGACACUGCCAGUAAACGCCACUCAGGUUCACAUUGUCAACAGGGCACCUGUCUUCACUCACCUGGGUGAGUAUCUGGGGUGACCUUGGGUGGUUUGAAAAUAAACUCCAAAUCAUAUAAAGGGCAAUAAGCAAGGUGUCUGGUGUUUUUAUCCAUAGCGGUGUUGAUUGGGAAACAGUAUGUUGUGUCUGGGAGUGGCAGCAUAGCGUUAAACAUCACUCACCCCUCUCCUCUGGAGGACGGUCGUUGGGUUUAUCGUCUGUACCUGACCCCUGACCUCCUGCCUCUAAUGGAGGAGCUGCUGCUGCCUGGAACUGUUACAGAGGAGACACACAUACAGGUCAGCAGUGAGAGAGACAUUCACAGACAUGGCAACAGACACUCAAAGCAUCAGAGGGGGCAACUGUGAGAAACACAUAUAGAAUAGGAACAGUAUCUCCCUCCACUAUGCACACACAAAUAUGGAAGUUUACUGAAUCCUCAAAAAAGAAAGGAAUGUGAAAUGUGUUUUUUGCUCAUAUAGGUCUAUCGGAAAUAUGGAAAAGAAUAUGGAGAACAAACCAGUCCAAACAUCACCUACCACUUUUAUACUCCCAUUAGUAAUAAUGCUUUUAUAAAAGAGAUACCCAGGGGCAAGUGGACUGUUGUUACAACAUCCUGCUCUGUCACCUGUAGCUCUGGUAAGAGUCACUUUGAAGUUUUUAUUUUUUACAAAUUAUUGUUGAAUAAAUAUAUUUAGUUUGUUUGUUGUGGUAGUACUUUAGGGCUUUCCAAAUGUCACUGUUCUUAGAGAUCCACUGUUCUCUCUUUUUCUUGUAGGCAUACAGAAAUCUAUGUAUGUCUGUAUGGAUGAAGACACUAAGGAGCAUCUGGAGGAGGUCUACUGUGAUUCAGUUCCCCUUCUCCUGCCUCAGCAGACAACCUGUCACCUCCCAGCCUGUCCCCCCAGGUGCACUACAUUCACGGCACACUGUCACACCUAGACGCUUGAACAUUCAUCAAACUGAUUGAUCAAUGUCCUGUGUUGUGUUCUCCAGCUGGGAGAUGGGCGAGUUUAGACCCUGCAGUGCCUUGUGUGGUGGUGGAGAGAAAGUGCGUCCUGUGAGAUGUGUUCAAAGGCAAGGAGCAGAUGUCCUACAGGUGCCAGUUUCUGAAUGUCCACAACACUCAGCCCCACAAUCAGUGGAUACAUGCAACUUUCAACCCUGCCCUGCAAGGUACACAUAUUUGUAUGAUCAAAUACAAUAUGUGCAUGAAGCAAACAAGGUCCAAGUAGGUUAAAUGGCCCAGUACAGUGGUUACAUUUACAUAUCCUUUUUUUGUGGAUGUGUGUGACAGGUGGAAUGCGUCAGAAGCUGGGGAGUGUUCAGCAGUGUGUGGGCCCGGAGUGGCCAAACGCGUUGUGACAUGUGUGCGGUCCGAAGGUGGUCAUGAUGUUGAGGUGGACCAUAGCUUGUGUUCAGGGCUCUUCAAACCACCUGUCUUAGUGUCUUGUGUGGUUGAUGUCUGCCCUAUUGGCUGGGAGUCUAAGGGACAGGUACAGCAGAGAUCUAUAAUACAUCUCAUAAACGUGCACACAGAAUUUUAAGAUAUCAUACUGGAGAAGGUGGAGCUCUGACAUCCAUUGAUUUGUCUUUACCAGGAUCAACCUAUACUUAACAAAUCCCCUGGUUUAAGGCAACGCUCCAGGUACCUAACAGUGUAUGUUUGGAGCCCUGUGAUAGGCCAGUGCUCAAAGACCUGCAGAAAUGGUAAGUGAGACCAGAUAAUUCCUUCAUUUUUUACAAAGACAAUGUGGUCAACACAAGCCUUAUACAGUUGAAGUCGGAAGUUUACAUACACCUUAGUCAAAUACAUUUCAACUCAGUUUUUCACAAUUCCUGACAUUUAAUCCUAGUAAAAAUUAUGUGUCUUAGGUCAGUUAGGAUCACCACUUUAUUUUAAGAAUGUGAAAUGUCAGAAUAAUAGUGGAGAGAAUAAUUUAUUUCAGCUUUUAUUUCUUUAAUCACAUUCCCAGUGGGUCAGAAGUUUACAUACACUCAAUUAGUAUUUGGUAGCAUUGCCUUUAAUUUGUUUAACUUGGGUCAAACGUUUCGGGUAGCCUUCCACAAGCUUCCCACAAUAAGUUGGGUGAAUUUUGGCCCAUUCCUCUUGACAGAGCUGGUGUAACUGAGUCAGGUUUGUAGGCCUCCUUGCUCGCACACAAUUUUUCAGUUCUGCCCACAAAUAGUCUAUAGGAUUGAGGUCAGGGCUUUGUGAUGGCCACUCCAAUACCUUGACUUUGUUGUCCUUAAGCCAUUUUGCCACAACUUUAGAAGUAUGCUUGGGGUUAUUGUCCAUUUGGAAGACCCAUUUGCGACCAAGCUUUAACUUCCUGACUGAUGUCUUGAGAUGUUGCUUCAAUAUAUCCACAUAAUUUUCCUUCCUCAUAAUGCCAUCUAUUUUGUGAAGUGCACCAGUCCCUCCUGCAGCAAAGCACCUCCACAGCAUGAUGCUGCCACCCCCGUGCUUCACGGUUGGGAUGGUGUUCUUUGGCUUGCAAGCCUUCCACUUUUUCCUCCAAACAUAACAAUGGUCAUUAUGGCCAAACAGUUCUAUUUUUGUUUCAUCAGACCAGAGGACAUUUCUCCAAAAAGUACGAUCUUCGUCCCCAUGUGCAGUUGCAAACCGUAGUUUGGCUUUUUUUUAUGGAGGUUUUGGAGCAGUGGCUUCUUCCUUGCUGAGCGGCCUUUCAGGUUAUGUCGAUAUAGGACUCGUUUUACUGUGGAUAUAGAUACUUUUGUACCUGUUUCCUCCAGCAUCUUCACAAGUUCCUUUGCUGUUGUUCUGGGAUUGAUUUGCAGUUUUCGCACCGAGGUACGUUAAUCUCUAGGAGACAGAACGCAUCUCCUUCCUGAGCGGUAUGACGGCUGCGUGGUCCCAUGGUGUUUAUAUUUGCGUACUAUUGUUUGUACAGAUGAACGUGGUACCUUCAGGCGUUUGGAAAUUCCUCCCAAGGAUCAACCAGACUUGUGGAGGUCUACACAUUUUUUUCUGAGGUCUUGGCUGAUUUCUUUUGAUUUUCCUGUGAUGUCAAGCAAAGAGGCACUGGGUUUGAAGGUAGGCCUUGAAAUACAUCCACAGGUACACCUCCAAUUGACUCAAAUUAUGUCAAUUAGCCUAUCAGAAGCUUCUAAAGCCAUGACAUCAUUUUCUGGAAUUUUCCCAAGCUGUUUAAAGGCACAGUCAACUUAGUGUAUGUAAACUUCUGACCCACUGGAAUUGUGAUACAGUGAAUUAUAAGUGAAAUAAUCUGUCUGUAAACAAUUGUUGGAAAAAUUACUUGUGUCAUGCACAAAGUAGAUGUCCUAACCGACUUGCCAAAACUGUAGUUUGUUAACAAGACAUUUGUGGAGUGGUUGAAAAACGAGUUUUAAUGGCUCCAACCUAAGUGUAUGUAAACUUCCGACUUCAACUGUACAUGUGUAGGUACCCUGCAGGUGUGGUUUUCAUGUGUGGACCACCAGACCAGGCUAGGGGUGCCUGAGGUCCACUGUGAUGCCUUCAGCAAACCAGAGCCUCACACAGAGUCCUGUAACCCUUUCCCUUGCCCUCCCAUGUGAGUCCAUCCUUUCAAAUACAAGAAUGAUUGCUCUGUCAUAGCAGGGUAACAGCAGUGUGUUUCCAAUGCAGGUGGCGCUACAAGCAGGGAGUGUGCAGUGUGUCGUGUGGAGGAGGCGUGGCCCAUAGGGUGCUGUACUGCUCACAGGAGACCGAGGGAGAUGAGGAGGUGGUUGUGAACAAUACAGAGUGCAGUAGCAUGACCAAACCCAUAGCAGUGGUCAGAUGCAACUCCAACAGCUGCCCAGCCAGGUAAACGGUAAACACAGACACUGAACACUGGCUGGAAGAUCAGGGUAAAAAAGAUAAUCUAAAUGUGGAAUUCACCACCCAUGGAUUUCAGUUUGUCUUGAAUGCUAUGUGAGUGUCAACAGACAGUGCCAUAUAGAGAUUUCUAUAUGUAUUGCUGGGUGUAAAUAAACUUGAACUUGAUAUAAUACUGUCCAGGUGGAGAGUGCUGAGGACGGGGGCCUGUUCUACGUCCUGUGAUCUGGGGGUAGCCAGGAGGCAUGUCUCCUGUGUUGAGUAUAUCCAUGGAGAGGACAGUGAGGUGUCUGAGGAGAGGUGCCAUGCAGCCGUUAAACCUGCUACCACAGUACCCUGUCUGGUGCAGGUGUGCACCUUCAGAUGGGACGUGAAAGACUGGAAUCAGGUAGGUACAGUGAGAGGUGCAGACCAAUGAUACAUAUGACAUGAGCUGGCAGAUGCAGUGAUCUACUGUAAAUGGUGAUCAGCUGUGUUUUCAUACAUUAGUAAUUUAUACAUUAUGUAGAUGUACUGUUGACUAACUUUUCUGUUGUCUCUCAGUGUUCAGUGCCAUGUGGGUAUGGGAUCCAGUCUAGAGCAGUGUCCUGCAUGGGACCCACUAAGCCUGAGCCCCUCAGCCCACUGCUCUGCAUGCACAUGCCAAAGCCCAUCACCAUCCGGGGCUGCCAGAUGGACGACUGCAGGGUCUUAGAGAAGACUAGUCCCCUCACCCACACACACACCACCAACGCCCCCUCACUAGAGACCAGGGACCAGUUAACCAGUUUCCAGGGCAUGGAGGUCACUCCCACGGAUGAGGAGCCACUCCUGUCUCAUACUCUCAGCCUGACCCAGACACCCCCGACUGCAACAGAACUGACCACCCCACAGACCACCACAGCCAUGCCCUCCGUGACCCCAAAAACCAGUAAGGUGGCAGAACUCUCUGCUUUUUAGCACUCAUCAGAAUAGGCAUAAACCAAGCAUUGAGAGAGCUCCAUCAGCUAAUGUAAUAGUUAUCUACUGUGUGUUGCUAUCUAGGUCUGUGUGGGCAGCUUCUGCUGGAGGAGUCAGGCACAGUGGACCUGAGACAUGAGACAGGUCGCUGCAUCCUGUCCAUAGGCCGGCCCCUGGAUGAGGUCAUCCACAUGAAAGUAGUGUUCAGCUCCCUAAGCUGCAAGAAAAGUGAGAAAAGCUAUAAUACCCUUUUUACUGUCUAUCUAUGGCAACCGAAAUGGACAACAAUAACCCUGUGUGUGUGUGUGUGUGUGUGUGUGUGUGUGUGUGUGUGUGUGUGUGUGUGUGUGUGUGUGUGUGCGUGCGUACAUGCGUGCGUGCGUAGGGGAGUAUGUGGCAUUCUAUGACAGGCUGGUACUGGUCAGGAAGUGUGACCAGCUUGAGGACACUGAACUGACCUCCAGGACCAACGUCCUGCUAGUACGCCAGAAUCUCUUGUCCCCCGGAAACGGAGUGCUGCUCACUUACAGCAGUCAGAAGAACACCAAAAAGAGUCACCACCAGGGUAACAUUGAGAUGCUACUGUAUGGGCUAGAACAGAAGGCAGAGUGGCAUGUUGUUACAGAGCUGGAAUAAUAGAUUUUUAGAAGGACAUAUUAUUUGGUUAAUUUAAUACUUACCCACAUGCUUCUCACUGUUGCUCCUACAGACUGUGAUGUCCAGCUGUUUGCUCCCAGCGGGGUCAUUGAGAAUCCAACGAUGACCUCAGUGUUGGGCAGUCACACCUGUCGAGUCCUCAUCAACGCCCCUCCCUCAGUGAAGAUUAGGAUCCGGGCUCUGAGCAUGGGCCCUGUCGUCAACAGCACAGCAACCCAGUCCACCUUCAUUAUGGUCAGGGAGUAGGGAGACUGUUCUCUCUUGCUUUUCAGUAUAUUCAUCAAUGUAAACUAGUUGAGUGUACAUUAAAUCUUGAAUGUUGACAUGUAUGCCAUUGUAGAUAACAUUAUGCCUCUAAUACCAUCUACAUUAGAUACAAGAUGUAGACGUCUUGAAGACCAACGUGUUCAAGGGCCAACAGCUUUUUGACUGGCGAUCAGCUGGAAACAUGGUGGAGAUAGAAUUCCAUGGCGAGUACCUGCAUAGCAACGGGAGCUUCCGAGCGGAAUACUCAUUUGUGGAGCCUUGAUCCAUGGCUCGCAUUGGCUCGCAUUUCUAUUAUACAGUAUUUAACAAGACAGGAAUUUAGGCAGUUCCUGGAGAACAAUUUGUCCUUAGUUUAAUCAGUAUUGUCAGAGUUUUGUAACAUUAAAAUAAAUGAUUAUCAUCACAGCAGUCUGUCUUAUUUUUUGGGGGGUGGGGAUUUGGUAUAUAAAACAUUUACUAAUGUAGAUCACAGCAGAACCACUCAGCAACUCAUCAUUAUGGCACAUUUGGUAUAGUAUGGCACACAUUUUCAGAACUUAAAUAACUUACAACUGUUUGAACGUAUUUUAUAAAUAUGAAAUAACAAAUAUGUAAGUAAACAAACUGAAUAAACACAUUUAUAGAAUCCCACAAAAAUAAAUGAUAAGACAGCGCCAACAUACUGUGACUUUUAAAUAUAACUUAAAACAGACAAAUGUACUCUCUUAAUUCGAUCACUCUGUUGUUGCAGACAUUUUUCCUGCGCAGCUUUCUAAAGUUUUCAAUUUCCACUUUAAAAUGUCAGACUUGAUUUAUCCUAACAAAAAAAUUGAUCAACCUCUACAA